Carassius carassius (crucian carp) is the source of this 1032-nucleotide messenger RNA. Its product is annotated as left-right determination factor 2-like. Lineage: Eukaryota; Metazoa; Chordata; Actinopteri; Cypriniformes; Cyprinidae. Bases 1 to 840 code for a protein of 279 amino acids. The record is from RefSeq and is a predicted model, not a curated record. Gene Ontology annotation, cellular component: extracellular region. Gene Ontology annotation, molecular function: cytokine activity; growth factor activity; transforming growth factor beta receptor binding. The transcript has 4 exons. Gene Ontology annotation, biological process: BMP signaling pathway; SMAD protein signal transduction.
AUGGACGCUCGAGGCGAUAUAAGAGGAGAAAUCAAGUACUCCGACACAACCCGUCAGCGUCUUGUGUUCGACAUGGAGUCCCGACUGCAAGAAAACACUGAGGUCACAAUGGCCGAACUGAAACUUUUCCAGACAGCUGCACAGAAUCCAUCCAAACCUGAGCGAAGGCACCACAGACCCAUUAACAACGCCAGAGUGAGCAUCUACUGGGUGGAGGUGCUGGCAAAUGGCUCCAACAGAACAUCACUCAUUGACUCAAGACUGGUUCCUAUCCAUGAGUCUGGCUGGAGGAGCUUUGACGUGACUCAGGCUAUUCAUUACUGGUCUAAAGCCCAGAAGAAAGCACCUCUGCAUCUGGAGGUCUGGACUGAAGGAGAGAGACCUGGUAGCUAUGCCGCUGAGAUGGCCAAAAGAGUGCACUUUGCCACACAGGACCCGAAAGAAAACACCCUGGAAAAGGAUGUGGGUGCACCUGAGCUUGUGUUUUACACUUUAAACCUGGAUGAAUAUGGAUCUCAAGGGAACUGUAACUCCAGCCCAAACAGCAGCAAGUGUUGCCGGGAGGAGCAUUUCAUCAAUUUCCGUGAGCUGACCUGGACUCAGUACUGGAUCAUCGAGCCGGCCGGGUACCAGGCCUUCAGAUGUGCAGGCGGAUGCAAGCAGCCCAAACACAGUUACUAUGGAUACGGGCAGAGGACCUGUGCGGUGAUGGAGAGUGCACCGCUGCCCAUGAUGUACCUGGUGAAGAAAGGAGAUUACACUGAAAUCGAGGUGGCAGAGUUCCCGAAUAUGAUUGUUGAGAAGUGUGGCUGCUCCAUGGACAAAAUCUCUCCAGUCUGAGACUGUCUCAUGUUUACUCACAAAUUAGAAGUGAUGUUAUGAUUCAAAUGAUAUGUCUCAUAGUUAUUGACAAUCACAUUUUACAGUUCCCCACUGAGCACUUGAAAAUCUAAUUAUUUAUGAAUUAUUCAUUUAUGUAAUAUAGGCAUUUGAAAUUGCCUGUUGUUUGAUGUGUUUUCUGAACAAAUAAAA